Molecule: messenger RNA, 801 nt
Organism: Parathielavia appendiculata
Lineage: Eukaryota; Fungi; Ascomycota; Sordariomycetes; Sordariales; Chaetomiaceae
Exons: 1
Coding region: 260-712 (150 amino acids)
Source: RefSeq, a predicted model, not a curated record
UUCUACAAAGAUGGAAACAAGCUCAGUCCCUUGUCCACAAGGCAGGGCUUUAGGUUGGCGGUUUCGAGGUUGUACCCCAACAUGCAACCAUUCGGCAUGCACAACCUGCGAAGGCUCACUUGGCCUUGGGGAAAGGGAACCCUGGUGAACCUCAUGCCCAAGUGUCCCUCCGGCCGCCUCCGCAUUGACGACCCUUCCCCGACGGACUGGCGCGUCAUUUCGCAGGGGGAUACGUACGAGACUUGGGUUAAACGCGGCCAUGUCAGCAGCAAACGCCACAGCCAUUUUGAGACUCCAAGGUCUGAUCCUCCCUGCCGAGCACAUGUGCCCGGAAGACGCCGACAGAUUCCUUCGCUUCGUUUCGCACAUGACGCCCAAUGCACCACCUCAAGCUCCACAUGCCGAGCCUGACCGGCGGCAUCAACGCCAGAGGUCGCAUGAGGACGUUCCGCAAGCGCAUGGAGAGCAUGACCCAGCUGCGGGAAUCGUGACUUGCCGACGGUCUCGGCAUUUGGACUCGGCCAACCAUCCCCAGGGUCAAGGAUCUGUACACGACCGAGGCAGAGUUCAGGAGCUUUGCCACCGCGAUUGCCGACAAGUGCUCUCGAAGCUGGAAUUCCUGCGCAUUCUCAAUCGCGCAUGGAUCGCCACGAGGUCCAAUAUCCCGGGCGUCCCUGCCCGUGUUGAAGCCACUCCCGGCGUGGCAGGUUGAGCACAAGUUGCCGGAGGCUUUCGACUGGAGCAAGCCAAAGGUAUUCUGGGGAGGUGAACGGCUUAAACGACAUGUCUUUUAACAGAGAU